Messenger RNA from Letharia columbiana, 966 nucleotides. RefSeq lists its product as uncharacterized. Gene Ontology annotation, biological process: protein catabolic process. The transcript has 2 exons. NCBI's taxonomy places the organism in Eukaryota, Fungi, Ascomycota, Lecanoromycetes, Lecanorales, Parmeliaceae. The coding region runs from base 1 to 966 and encodes 321 amino acids. The record is from RefSeq and is a predicted model, not a curated record. Gene Ontology annotation, molecular function: protein-N-terminal glutamine amidohydrolase activity; protein-N-terminal asparagine amidohydrolase activity.
AUGCGCAUAGCCUGCCUACAAUUCAACCCUGAGCUAGGCAGGCUUCCUGAGAACAUCGCCCGCGUUAACGCCCUACUGGAGGCAGCAUCUCCGCAAAACAUUGACCUACUAGUUCUUCCCGAGCUCGCUUUCACAGGGUACAAUUACCCUUCCUUCUCGUCCAUAUUGCCCCACCUCGAACCCACCGCCUCUGGUCCCUCCACAAAUUGGGCCAGGGCGACCGCCAGCCGUCUCAAUUGCAUUGUCACAGUCGGCUACCCCGAGCUCUGCACCCCACCCCCUGCUUCCAGCACAAAGACUCAAGACCUCUCGCCUGCCGGGGAAGCCAUAGCCUAUAAUUCCACAGUCACUGUCUCCCCCACCAGCCAAAUUUUGGCCCAUUACCGCAAGACGCAUCUUUACUACACGGAUGAAACAUGGGCUCAAGAAUCACCGUCAGGAUGGCUCUCAACCUCUUUGACAUUCGCUCCUAAGACUUGCCCAGAGCGGGGUGUACGGGCGAAUUUUGGCAUAUGCAUGGACCUGAACCCACACAAAUUCGAGGCUCCGUGGGAAGCGUAUGAGUUUGCAUCUCACGCUCUGGCUUCUGGGUCGGAGUUGCUUGUACUCUCAAUGGCCUGGCUGACAGGGUUGGAUGCCUUAGAGUUGGCUGCUCAUGCAGAGGAACCGGAUUUAUCUACAUUGAGCUAUUGGGUGGGAAGGCUGAAACCGCUUGUGGAAGCGGAGAAGGAAGUGAUUGCAGUAUUUGGGAACAGAUGCGGGCAAGAAGCGGGCAAGAACCCACUAGGCAUUGAGGAGGGCGUGAGGUAUGCUGGAAGUUCCUGGAUUGGGAAAGUAGGAAACGGGGUUGUCAAGAUCUGGGACAUUAUGGGAAGAGCGGAAGAGGGUGUCGUUGUUGCAGAUACGGAGAAGGAGCCGAAGUGGGCUCUACGGUUGCAAUCCCGUGAUAAAGAGCUCGCAGAAUGA